Molecule: messenger RNA, 1719 nt
Organism: Capronia coronata CBS 617.96
Lineage: Eukaryota; Fungi; Ascomycota; Eurotiomycetes; Chaetothyriales; Herpotrichiellaceae
Product: cholinesterase
Exons: 2
Coding region: 1-1719 (572 amino acids)
Source: RefSeq, a predicted model, not a curated record
AUGGCAAUUGAUGACCAAACAUAUGGCACGCUUCUUCCCCGCAAGCUCACAGCUUGCACCAUCGUCCUGUCUUUAGUCCUCCUCUACCUUUUCUCAACGGUGGUCGCCCUCCAACCGAUAGUAAAGCUCGAUUACGCCUCUUACCGGGGGGUCAGGCUCGCAGACGGGGUCACUCAAUGGCUUGGAAUGCGAUAUACCGCAGCCCCUGUCGGCGAUCUGAGGUUCGCCGCUCCCCAAGAUCCGGCAACGGUUCGGCGCAUACAAGCAGCAGACAAGCAUGGUCGCAUUUGUCUGGCUACUGGGGACGAUCCGACGAAUCUCUUGACUUCAGAAGAUUGUCUCUUCAUCGAAGUAUAUGCUCCAUCCCGGGCAAGCGUCAAAUCAAGACUGCCGGUCUACUUCUUCAUCCACGGAGGCGGCUUCAACUCCAACGCCAACCCAAACUACAAUGGCAGGGGAUUGAUUGCUGCUUCAGAUCAUGAGAUCGUCAUCGUGACGUUCAACUAUCGUCUUGGUCCAUAUGGGUUUCUGGCCAGCCGUCAGAUUCGAGAGUCACCAACCGCCAGUCUCAACAACGGCCUCAAAGACCAAAGAAAAGCCCUCGAAUGGGUACAAAAGUACAUUCAUCACUUUGGAGGUGAUCCCGACCAUGUUGUGCUGGGUGGAGACUCCGCUGGUGCUGCCUCCAUCGCCCUUCAUCUGACAGCUUUUGGUGGUCGCAACGACGGGCUGUUCGUCGGUGCUGCCGCCGAAUCUGUGAGCUUUGCUACAGUCUUAACUCCAGAGGAGAGCCAGUACCAGUACGACACCUUUGUCGAACGCUUGGGGUGUACCAGCAGCCCGAGAGACGUCCACCGCGAAGACAACACAUUGGCAUGCCUACGCUCGAAAAGUGCCGCCGAACUGCAGACCCAUAAUCGUAACAUACCAUAUCCUGGCGCGCGAAACCCUCCAUUGUUCAUGUGGAACCCAGUCAUCGAUGACGACCUCAUUCAAAACUUGAGCUAUGCCGCGUUUGAUUCUGGGUCUUUUAUCCACGUCCCUGUCAUCUUUGGCGACGACACCAACGGAGGCACCAUCUUCACACCGCGCACAACUUCCAGCUCCGAACAGUCCAGCACAUUCUUACACGACCAAUUCCCGUAUCUAACUAAUGAUCACCUCCGGCGCAUCGAUGACCUCUAUCCCAACACCGGCCCUCGUUUCCCGCAUUCGGGCAGCUGGUGGCGCCAGGUCUCCAAUGCCUACGGUGAUAUCCGGUAUAUGUGCCCGACACUGUUCGUCUCCAGCGCGUUGUCCCGGCACGGACUGCAAGGAAACUGGAAUUACAGAUACAAUGUCGAGGAUCCUGCGCAGAUGGACCAAGGCCUAGGGGUGCCGCAUACGGUUGAGCUUGGGGCGAUCUGGGGACCCGACAACGUCCAUGGCGCAGUGCCCGCAAGUUACCGUGCGGGCGAGUCCAACGCCUGGAUCAUCCCGGUCAUGCAGGGCUACUGGACGAGUUUCAUCAGAGCGCUGGACCCGAACGUCUUCCGUGUGGAGGGGUCGCCACUGUGGGAGGAGUUCUCUACCCCCACACAAGACGGCGGCGCCGAAGACAAAGCUCAACGGCGCAUGCUUUUCGACAAGUCGCACACGACGAGGAUGGAGAAGGUGAGCACCUCCACUCGGGCGCGGUGCAGAUACUUUGGCGAGAUUGGCGCAGCGAUCCGGCAAUGA